Aspergillus japonicus CBS 114.51 is the source of this 737-nucleotide messenger RNA. RefSeq lists its product as uncharacterized. Lineage: Eukaryota; Fungi; Ascomycota; Eurotiomycetes; Eurotiales; Aspergillaceae. The transcript is spliced from 2 exons. The record is from RefSeq and is a predicted model, not a curated record. Bases 1 to 594 code for a protein of 197 amino acids.
AUGGACAUUUACGGGCUGGAUGGCCGUCCAUUGCGGCAAUUGUGGAAGGCGGGCGCUCAGGCGUAUCGAAGGGUGGUAGCGGAAGAUCUCAGAAUUUUGGCAUACUCUAUGGGCGGAACACAAAUCUCGGUUAGUCAUAACUCGGUCAUCCACAUGAUUGAGGCUCAGGCACGCUAUCUCGGAAAACUGAUUACCGCGGUGAUUGAAGCCCGAUCGCAGGGGCGAACGUUGGCGUUGCGCAUACGGCCCGAUGUGCUUCAGGCAUACAACGAGCAACUGCAAAGCCUCUUGAGUAAGACCUCAUGGGCGGAUGCGCGAUGUAGCAGCUGGUACAAGACUGAGGACGGACGGAAUGUGCAUAGCUGGCCGAAGAAUGUGGGGCAGUAUCAAGCGGAGCUGGCGCAGGUACACUGGGGCGAUUUUAUCGUGGAAGGAAGCGCAUCAACAAGUGUUCAGAAACGAGCUGAUUGGGGUAAUGAUCGAAUACGAUGGUUCUGGAUGGGCUUGGCUGCGGUGGGAUUGAUGGUGGUGACAAUGACCAUGGGUGUAAGAAACGAGCGGGCGGAGGGUGUUUCAACUGCCAGUGGAGUUUAGCGAGGACGGUGGCGCGAUCGGCCAUGGGAAUCCAGUAAAUCAUGGAGCAACCAUUGAGUUUCAACUAAGAGACAAUAACCUGCAUUGCUCUUAGGUUCCUAGUGUUCGGGUUGCGAAGGUCUGAGCCAAAUGAUGACUGAUCG